Esox lucius (northern pike) is the source of this 1828-nucleotide messenger RNA. Its product is annotated as riboflavin transporter 2. The coding region runs from base 388 to 1740 and encodes 450 amino acids. The transcript is spliced from 4 exons. Gene Ontology annotation, molecular function: riboflavin transmembrane transporter activity. The record is from RefSeq and is a predicted model, not a curated record. NCBI's taxonomy places the organism in Eukaryota, Metazoa, Chordata, Actinopteri, Esociformes, Esocidae. Gene Ontology annotation, biological process: riboflavin transport. Gene Ontology annotation, cellular component: plasma membrane.
UCUCUCCUCCCCCCUGCUACGACAGCAUGCUGUAGAGCGGCAGAGAACAUGGCUCAGAGCUUUUGAAAAGAGGGAACUUUAAAGCUGGUGAAUUUGGGUGUCGUAUAUAGGAGGGGCGCGGGCUUGCGUGCCUACUGCUAUGUCAGGUGCAUAUGAGAGACACGGAAGCAGAGGACGCAUGAUCCAAGUGUAUGCGGAAGAGAAAGGGGGGAGCGGGGAAAAAACGGAAUUCGCACACUUACGGGCUGAUGUAAGCCGGCCAUACAAUACUCUGAUCACAAUGGAGUGAGAGGUUUCCUAAGAGGAGUAGGUGAUAGCAGCUGUUACCUAACUGACUCUUUCAUAAGAAGACUACAACCAAUCUCUGGCUGUGCCCUUUCCAUCGCCAUGUCUCUAUUAACCCACGUGCUGGCCUGCCUGUUUGGCAUGGGCUCCUGGGUGGCCAUCAACGGAAUGUGGGUUGAACUACCCCUAAUUGUCCCUGAACUCCCAGAGGAAUGGUACCUGCCCUCCUAUCUCACCGUGCUCAUCCAGAUGGCCAACGUGGGUCCCCUGUUCGUCACCCUCAUGCACCGCUUCCGCCCAGGUUUGCUGGACGAGCGGCCAGUCAUCUACGCCAUCGUGAGUCUGGGGGUCGUGGCCACGUUCCUUUUGGCCUUAUUCUGGAAUCACACCGUGCCCCUCGGGGGCACUAUGCACAGCGUGGCCCUCCUGGUCCUCUGCUUCCUGUUGUCAGUGGUGGACUGCACAUCGUCUGUGACUUUCCUGCCCUUUAUGAUGCGUCUUGGGCCUCAGUACCUCACUACGUACUUCGCCGGCGAGGGUCUUAGCGGCCUCGUGCCCGGUGUGGUGGCUCUCGUUCAGGGUGUGGGCUUAGUGCACUGUCAGAACAUUUCGGUGGCGAACCCUGGUAACGGGACCUCGGACGAGGGCACCGAGCUCAAGGGUCAAUACCAGCCGGCCAACUUCUCGGCCCGGGUGUUCUUCCUCUUCCUCAGUGCCAUGAUGGCAGUGUGCCUGGGAGCCUUCCUCCUGCUCAACCACCAUCCGGCCAUAGCCAGGGAAAGGAAGCGCGAACACUACUUCGGCAGAGCCCUGGCAGACGAGAAGAGCGACCAGGCCCUGUCUCUGAGUCGCAGGGGUCCGGAGGAGAAGCCCAUGAUCAGCCCCCAGGACAGCCCCGCCCGGCAGAGCUCCUUCGGCACAGGCUUUUACAGUGUGCCGGAGGUGGUGUUCAUCUUUGGGGUGUUGGCCUGGGUCAACGCCCUGACCAACGGUGUGCUCCCCUCGGUCCAGUCCUACUCCUGCCUGCCCUACGGGAACUGGGCCUACCACCUGGCUGCUACGAUGGCAUCCGUGGCCAACCCCGUGGCCUGCUUCAUCGCCAUGUUUCUGCCCCUAAGGUCAUUGGUUCUGAUGGGUCUUCUGACAUUAGUUGGGACAGUAUUUGGGACUUACAUCAUGGCCAUGGCUGCGCUGAGCCCUUGUCCUCUACUGGUCCACAGCGCCUCAGGAACAGCACUUAUUGUCAUUGCCUGGAUCCUGUUUGUCCUGACCCUUUCUUAUGUGAAGGUGAUCAUUGGAGUGAUCCUUCGCGAUGAGGGCCACAGCGCCCUUGUGUGGUGUGGAGCAGUAGUGCAGCUAGGCUCCAUGCUUGGAGCACUGUCCAUGUUUCCCUUGGUCAGUGUUUAUAGACUGUUCCAGUCUGGGGAUCCCUGUAACACCAAAUGCCCAAAGUAGGAAUCAAGAUCUGGCCUACAAUUGAAAAUUACAAUAUAAAAAAAAAAAAAACCUAGUCAGAUGACUGGCACUGAAAAUAUGACUUCAU